GGGCCGGGGGCUGCCCCUGACAGCACCCAGGAUACGGCCAGCCCCGUGGGGGCUGCGGGGAGCGAGGGGCUGGCGGCCGCUCUCAGCCCGGGUAACGUGGAGGACCUGUACGAGCUGCUGGAGAAGCUGGGCAGCGGGCACUUUGGCGUGGUGAAGCGAUGCCAGGAGCGCAGCACCGGCACCUUCUACGCCGCCAAAUUCGUGAAGACGCGGCGAUGCCGGGGCAGCCGCCUGGGGCUGGAGCGGGCGCAGGUGGAGCGGGAGGUCGCCAUCCUCCGCCAGCUCGAUCACCCCAACAUCAUGCGGCUCCAUGACCUCUUCGCCAGCAGAGCCGAGAUGGUGCUCAUCCUGGAGCUGAUCGGUGGCGGGGAGCUCUUUGACUUCAUCGCCGAGAAGGAGAUGCUGUCGGAGGAGGAGGCCAUCGAGUUCCUGGGACAGAUCCUGCGCGGCGUGGAGUACCUGCACGCCUGCAGCAUCGCCCACUUCGACCUCAAGCCGGAGAACAUCAUGCUGCAGGAGAAGGAUGUCCCCAAGCCCCGGAUCAAGAUCAUCGACUUUGGGCUGGCCCAGCGCCUGGAGGACGGCGUCACCUUCAAAAGCCUCUGCGGGACCCCGCAGUACAUCGCUCCCGAAGUGAUCAACUAUGAGCCGCUGAGCUCCGCGACCGACAUGUGGAGCAUCGGGGUCAUCACCUAUAUCCUGCUCAGCGGCUUGUCCCCCUUCCAGGGUGAGACGGAUGCCGAGACCCUCUCCAACGUCGUGGCCGGUGCCUAUGAGUUUGAGGAGCGCUGCUUCAGCCAGACCUCCGAGAUGGCCAAGGAUUUCAUCCGGCAGCUCCUGGUGAAGGAGCCAGGGCACCGCAUGACGGCAACCGAGUGCCUGGUCCAUCCCUGGAUCAAGCCCCUGAGCCGGAAGCAGGCAGCGAACCGGAGCCGUUCCUCCAUCAACAUGAAAAACUUCCGCAAGUUCAACGCUCGGAGGAAGUGGAAGCUCUCCUACAACAUGGUGUCCGCCUGCAACCGGCUCUGCCGCACGCGGCUGCUCUGCAGCCUGAGGAAGGAGGACGAGGAGCUGCGCCGCUGCGAGAGCGACCAGGAGGAGGAGGGCAGCCACCCCGUCACGCUGCUGCGCCGGCGGAGAAGCAGCUGCUCCUGAGCAGCCCCCCCAAAAGGA
This is a messenger RNA of Gymnogyps californianus (California condor), 1173 nucleotides long. RefSeq names its product death-associated protein kinase 2-like. Gene Ontology annotation, cellular component: cytoplasm; nucleus. The record is from RefSeq and is a predicted model, not a curated record. The annotation marks the transcript as partial. The transcript has 12 exons. Gene Ontology annotation, molecular function: ATP binding; protein serine/threonine kinase activity. Gene Ontology annotation, biological process: positive regulation of apoptotic process; protein phosphorylation; intracellular signal transduction. NCBI's taxonomy places the organism in Eukaryota, Metazoa, Chordata, Aves, Accipitriformes, Cathartidae.